UAAAACGGACAUCUGUCCCAUAGGAGGAUCGACCGGGAAGACUCCUAUCGCACAGAACUGCUAACUUCAGCACCUGGUCUAAGAUUCGAUCUCUUGCUGAUUGAACCUUCUAUCAGAUACUUAUUUGCGCCUGCUCCUUCAUCAUAGUUGUUCUCUCUAUUCAGUCAUCUUAUUUCAAGACCCGUCCCUAGGCGACUUGUGCGAACUCCCCUGCGAGAGUCGCUGCUUGCCCACUAUGACAAUUUCGAAGCAUGAGUCUGGGGUUUCUACUCCUGUAGAACAUGGUCACGACGAGAAAGUUAUUCAAGAGGACAAAGUUCUCGAGCUUCAAGUCGAAUCCGUCGCUUUUGGAGAUGUGGAGUCGGCCGGCUUUGACAAACAGCAGACGAAGAAACUGCUCAGAAAGAUUGACUGGGCGCUCAUACCCUUCCUUGCGCUCCUCUACUUACUAAGUUUCCUCGAUCGCACCAAUAUUGGUAAUGCGCGUCUCGCCAAUCUCGAGGCGGACCUUGGAAUGAAAGGACUGGACUACAAUGUUGCUCUAGCCAUCUUCUUUCCCUUUUAUGUUGCAGCAGAGAUUCCAUCAAAUAUGAUGCUCAAGAAAACGAAACCGAGCAUCUGGAUUCCCUCCAUUAUGGUUUUUUGGGGCUUCCUCUGCUGUAUGAUGGGCCUCGUCACGAACAAAGCAGGCCUCCUGGCCACUCGAGCACUUCUGGGUAUUUCAGAAGGUGGACUGUUCCCUGGCGUUACUUUCCUCAUCACUAUGUGGUAUAAGCGCAAUGAGUGUGGUCUUCGAAUGGCCAUCUUCUUCUCGGCAGCUACCGCAGCGGGUGCUUUCGGAGGUCUCCUGGCACGCGGCAUUGUGGAGAUGGAUGGAAUUGGAGGAAGGGCCGGUUGGGCCUGGAUAUUCAUCAUCGAAGGUAUCGCGACGCUUAUCAUUGCCAUCGCCGCGUACUUCGUCAUGCAGGACUAUCCCGAUACCGCCAAAUUCCUCAGUGUUGCCGAAAAGAAAGAAGUUGUCCGUCGUCUGCAAGAGGAUCGAUCCUCCCUCGCCGAUGAAUUCAACAUGAAAUUCUUCUGGGAUGGUCUGAAGGACUGGAAGAUCUGGGUGCACAUGUUCAUCACCAUCGGAAUUUACACUCCGCUAUACUCAUUCAGUCUCUUCCUUCCUACCAUCGUGAAGACUCUGAACUACACCAAUAAUACGGCGCAGCUCAUGACCGUUCCACCAUACAUCGUCGCCUGCUUCUGCUGCAUCGCUGGCGGUCACUUUGCUGAUCGCCACGGACAACGUGGAAUAUACAUGAUCGGCUUCUGCAUCGUUGCCAUGAUCGGCUUCGUCAUGCAGAUCGCAACGCAAAACCCCAGUGUCAAAUACGCAGGCACCUUCUUCGUCGCCUCAGGCAUCUACCCCAAUGUCCCUCAGGGUGUCGCAUGGAACGGCAACAACAUCGGCGGUUCCCUCAAGCGCGGCGUCGGCAUUGCGAUGCACGUCGGCUUCGGCAACCUCGGCGGCGCCAUUGCCGGCUUCAUCUACCUGACCGUCGACUCUCCCAAGUUCUACAAGGGACACGGAAUCCUGCUGGCCACCACGACGAUGAGCAUGAUUCUCUCCGUCUUCAUGACGAUCCAUCUCCGGAGAGAGAACGCACGGAGGGAUCGGGAGUAUAGUAAGAAGCCCGAGGAGUACACGGAAGCGGAGAAGGAAGCCGAGCGGGAGAUGGGUGAUAAUGCGAGUUUCUUCAGGUACACGGUAUAA
Molecule: messenger RNA, 1759 nt
Organism: Eremomyces bilateralis CBS 781.70
Lineage: Eukaryota; Fungi; Ascomycota; Dothideomycetes; Eremomycetales; Eremomycetaceae
Product: major facilitator superfamily transporter
Exons: 7
Coding region: 236-1759 (507 amino acids)
Biological process (GO): transmembrane transport
Cellular component (GO): membrane
Molecular function (GO): transmembrane transporter activity
Source: RefSeq, a predicted model, not a curated record